Cyclopterus lumpus (lumpfish) is the source of this 1439-nucleotide messenger RNA. It is a transcript of the gene tipin, whose product is annotated as timeless interacting protein. The transcript is spliced from 7 exons. Gene Ontology annotation, molecular function: DNA binding. Gene Ontology annotation, biological process: replication fork arrest; DNA damage response; replication fork processing. Bases 77 to 1216 code for a protein of 379 amino acids. Gene Ontology annotation, cellular component: nucleus; replication fork protection complex. The record is from RefSeq and is a predicted model, not a curated record. Lineage: Eukaryota; Metazoa; Chordata; Actinopteri; Perciformes; Cyclopteridae.
CCGGAAGUUGCUGUCGCUACCUUGACGCCGCCUGUUGCUUCGCUCAACGAGCAGCUCGUGCCUGGACGUUGGGGACAUGGACGGCCUGGAGGACGAAGUGUUCCCCCCCCUCCCUCCUCCUCACUCCCCAGGUGAGGGAGCACGGGGCUCCUUUGACAACGAGGACGAGGACGGCGGCGCCGACUCGUCCCAGCUGGCCGACGUCCCGGCUGCUAAAAGGAAAGGAGUGAAGAGGCCUCAACCCAAGCUGGACUCUCAGAGGCUGAUCUCAGAACGAGGACUUCCUGCUCUGCGAACCCUGUUUGACGACGUCAGCUUCAAAGGCAAAGGGCACGAGGCGGAGGACCUGCGGCUGCUGAUGCAGAAGAUGGAGAACUGGGCUCACAGGCUGUACCCAAAACUGCAGUUUGAAGAUUUCAUCGACAAAGUGGAGAAGCUCGGCCACAAGAAGGAGGUGCAGACGUGUCUCAAGAGGAUUCGAAUGGACAUGCCGCUGACACACGAAGACUUCAUCGGUGGUGAAGAAGAAGAAGAAGCUCCUGAUUCUCAUGUUCUCAGGGAUCUGGAUCCGUUCAGCAGCUCGAGCUUCAACGACCUGCCGGCUCUGGUCCACUCCACCCCGGCUGGCCCCUCCUCCACCCCGACUAGCCCCUCCUCCACCGCGGCUGGCCCCUCCUCCACCCCGGCUCCACCCUCCCUGACGGAGGACCAGCGUCAACGCAUGGAGCUGAACCGCCAGCGGGCCCUGGAGAGGAGGCUGACCCGCCAGCAGCAGACGGGCGCCUCCGAGUCCCAGACCGCUGACCCGUCCACGUCAGCUGAUCCUCCCUCAACAGCUGAUCCUCCCCCAACAGCUGAUCCUCCCCCAACAGCUGAUCCUCCCCCAACAGCUGAUCCUCCCUCAACAGCUGAUCCUCCCCCAACAGCUGAUCCUCCCUCAACAGCUGAUCCUCCCCCAACAGCUGAUCCUCCCUCAACAGCUGAUCCUCCCCCAACAGCUGAUCCUCCCUCAACAGCUGAUCCUCCCCCAACAGCUGAUCCUCCCCCAACAGCUGAUCCUCCCCCAACAGCUGAUCCUCCCACAGCUGAUGAACUCACCUGCGUCUCCCCUGCAAACAAUUCUAAAGGUUGUGAGGAGGAGGCGGCCAGCAGCAAACAACAACAAGAACCCGUCCAGCUUCAACACACCGACCCCUCCCUCCCCCCCGCUGAGUGAUGAAGAGGAGGGACCCGGAGGAGAGGAUGAAGAGCAGAAGAGUCGACGGACAGUUUCUUCUUUUUGACGAUGAAUCAAAACGUUGUUCAAAUCCAUAAUUCUGCUCCCGACUGAAACUGAUCCCACAUCAGCUUUAAAUGGAAUUCAUUGCUUAUAGAUUCUUUAACAUUUUAUUGUUCGUAUUCAGUUUAGAAUAAAUAAAUGUUUAUUUUCUUGUAAACAA